This is a messenger RNA of Polypterus senegalus (gray bichir), 3749 nucleotides long. RefSeq names its product NACHT, LRR and PYD domains-containing protein 3-like. Lineage: Eukaryota; Metazoa; Chordata; Cladistia; Polypteriformes; Polypteridae. Gene Ontology annotation, molecular function: protein binding. The coding region runs from base 100 to 3138 and encodes 1012 amino acids. Gene Ontology annotation, cellular component: cytoplasm. The transcript is spliced from 13 exons. The record is from RefSeq and is a predicted model, not a curated record.
CUGAACUGCGUGCCACUGCUGUCAGCAUCUGCUGUCUGUAUGCUGAGAAGUCAGAUUAACUUGGGCAACAUCUGACUGCUGUGUUCUGUGGGAGCUAACAUGGGUCACCGCAGCUCCAGGCUCAUUGAGAAUAACUGUAUGAUGUUCUCCAGGAGAAGAAGGACUGAUGAGGAUGUUGCUGCUCUGUCUGAGCUGAAGAAGAAGUUUUGUAAAGUUAUCAGAACUUUACCUCAUGAAGAUCUCCUCACCCUCACUGAGUACUACAAGGCCCAGCUGGCAUAUGUGAUGACAUACGACAUCACCAGCAUCCUGCAGAACCUAGCCACCAAGCAUAUCCUCACCAAUGACGAGGCCAAGAGAUUCAAAUCUAAAGAAAAAUCUGAAGGGGGUGUGGAAGCCUUCAUCAAUGAUAUGAUGAAGAAGGACAGAGCAUUGCUCAGCCUAUGGGUUGGGCUAGCUGAAGAACUUGUGCGAUUUCCAUCACCAAACCUAACCAGAAUACUAGAGGAGGUGACACAAGGGGGACUGGAGCUUUCAAAGGACAUUCAAGAUAGUCUCAAGGCCCCCCUCAGUGAGCCUCAUUUUAAUGGUCUCCAGGACAUGCACAGAACCUUACUGUUUGAAUCUGCAAAGAAUCUGAAGGCGCAGCCUUCACUUGGAGUGCCACUGGUUAUGGAUGUAAUCUUUGAGACCCGUUACACAGAGCUGAUGGUCAUUAAUCAGUACAGAAGGACCCAAAUUGAGACUCAGUAUGAACUUGGGAAGACUGGAAGGACACAUGCAGAGCUGGUUGAGGAGCGAGCAAAAGAGAAAUGUGAGCGAAUCUGGACUGAGCAACUUUUCAGAAGGUGUCCCAGAAGUAGGACUGCCCCGAAGGUAGUGGUGGUCAGUGGAAUGGCUGGAAUUGGGAAAACCACAAUGGUACAGAAGAUUAUCCUUGACUGGGCCAGAGGCUCUCAGUACAGAGGGUUUGCAUUUGUGUUCCUGUUUAAGUUCAGGGAUCUAAACAUCCUAGAGGAGAAGGAGCCACAGAUGCCUCUGACCAGGUUGAUUGUGAGGCAUUAUGAACAUCUCAAUGAUGCAAGACAGACACUAAGAGAAAUCCUUCAGAAGCCUGAGUCUCUCCUGUUUAUAUUUGAUGGACUGGAUGAGUACAAGCACAACCUUGACUUUACACAGGGACGGCUCUGCUCAAAUCCAGAGGACUACUUUCCCAUUCAUAUUCUGGUCACCAGCUUGGUCAGCAGGACAUUGCUGAAGGGUUGUUCAGUCCUGAUCACAAGCAGACCAACCGCUCUGGAGCCCCUAGAUAUGGACAGAGUUGAUCGACACACAGAGAUUCUGGGUUUCUUCCCUGAACAAAGACUGACGUACUUUAAGAAGUUCUUUGGUGAUGCCGAUCUGGGCAUGGAAGCUUUUCAGUAUGUUGAGGAGAAUGCCAUUCUCUACACCUUAUGCUUCAAUCCCUCUUACUGCUGGAUUAUCUGCUCACUGUUGAAGAGCCACUUCAGUACACCCAAAGAAGAGCAUAAAGCAGCACCCAGAACUGUCACAGAGCUCUUUGUCAUGUUCCUUUACCAUAUCCUCACCAAUCACAAACGAGACGCUGAUGACAAGAGGGGGAUUUUGGUGAAACUGGGAAAGAUGGCUUAUUAUGGGGUAGCCAAUAGGUUUCUGGUGUUUUAUGAGAAACAAGAGAUGUUCACCUUUGGUCUCCAGCCAGUUUUGCCAUCCGCAUUCCUCUCUGGGUUCCUGAAAGAAAUCCUGCAGAGAGAGAGCGCCCUUGAGUACACAACGUACACUUUCUUCCACCUCAUCUUGCAGGAGUUCAUUGCUGCCUGCUCCUUCUUCCUCGACCCAUGUGGGGAUAUUGAUGAGCUACUCAGCAGGCUGGAUUCCUGUGAAGAUUGCAGAUUUGAGAUUUUCACACAGUUCCUGGCAGGUUUUGCUAGGCCAUCUGUGUUUAAAGCACUAGAGGGAAUCCUAGGAGAAUUAGAGAGAAAGCCAGCAGCGCGGGUCCUGGAUUGGGUGAAGCAGAAAGCUGAACGGGCUCUACGAGGUGGAGAUAAAACUGAAGCUCUGCGAGUUUUACACUGGCUCUUUGAAACCCAGAAUAAAAAAUUAAUACGAGACUCAAUUGGCAAAGAUUUAAAUCUGAAUCUUAGUACAAUAAACAUGUCUCCUCUGGACUGUGCAGUGCUCGGCUCAGUCAUCAGCUGUUGUGGAGAACUUGAGGUUCUUAAUCUUUCAUACAUACAUCUCAGUCCUGAGUGCAUCAAGAGGCUGGUGCCGGGUCUCAUUUGCUGCAGACGUGUCAAGCUUCAGUCAUGUGGUCUCAUAUCUGAAUGUUGUGAGGCUCUUUUCUUGGCUCUGUGUGCUAAACGCUCACACCUAACUGAGCUGCUGCUGGGAAACAAUCAACUGGAGGAUUCAGGAGUGCGUCUCCUCUGUGAAGGGCUGAGGAAUCGUUACUGUCAUUUACAAAAACUGAGUCUGGCAUCAUGUAUUCUCACAGCUGGAUGUUGUGAAGCUCUCUCCAAGACACUCUGUGCAAAACACUUACACCUAACUGAGUUAGAGUUAGGAAAUGUUAAACUGGGGGACUCUGGAGUGCAUCUGCUUUCUAAGGGGCUCAAGAACCCAAACUGUAAAUUAGAGAAACUGAGGCUGUGGUCCUGUGCUCUUACCUCAGGUUGCUGUGAGGCAUUGUCCUUAGCUCUCUGUGCACAAAACUCUCACUUGACUGAACUGGAGCUGGGAAACAACCUCCUGAAGGAUUCAGGAGUACUUCUAUUGGCUGAGGGACUAAGAAACACAAACUGCAAAUUGGAGAAACUGAAGCUGGACUCGUGUGAUCUCACAUCCAGAUGUUGUGUGGCUCUCUCCUCUGCUAUCUGUGCCGACCACUCAAAUCUGACUGAGCUGAGCUUGAGAAUCAAUAAUUUGGGCGAUUCAGGAGUGCGCCUGCUAUACAAGGGGCUGAGAAGCACAAACUGCAAAUUAGAGAUUCUGAGACUGGAUGAUAAUGGGAUCAGCAAUGAUGAAAAGAAGAACCUGAAGUCACUACAGUCUGCAUUAAAACAAUCUGGACGAUGUGUGGACAUCAGUGUCUGGGAGCGCCAGCUGUCAUCCUUCUGACUGUCUUUGUUUUCAGUUGGUGCUCCAAAACCAGACUGGUAACUUGCCUCAGGCUGCACAACAGAAUAUAAGAAGGAUGGAACCCAAGGGCAUUUUGGAAGAAAUCUCCCAGAAAUCACCUGAGGAAACGAGGAGGACUGGGAAACCUUAUUAUUAGCUGUACUAACUGUAUCAACUAUGCCAAGUGGAGGGUGGGCAACCAGCUGGCCAAGGUCAUUCUGACUUUCAUAAUGCAAAAACUAAUUACCAUCAGACUUAAUUAACUGAUUUGCUCGUUUCUGUCUUCCAAUUGUGGCCCUCCAGAGGUUUAUUUUUCUCCUAUGGCCUAUCGUAAGAGUUUUUUGUUUCCUCUCCUCCAUGUCAGCUGGUCAAACAAUCACAUUCAGGAAUCAAGAACUUCACCUACAUCCUAAAUCAACGGAAAGCGCUAUGGACUGUUUUACUGGACUUUUUAUUUUUUCAUAAAUUUUAUUAACAUCAGACUUAUACUGUAUAUAUUUAUUUUUCUAAAUAUAUUAAUUUGAUCUGGUUGUUGUAUUGUAAUCCUUAAUGCAGUGGUUCUCAACCUGUGGGCGGGGCCCCCUAGGGGGAUGCGAAGUAACAAAAAGGGG